AUGCCCAUGUAUUACGAGACCCAGGCGUCGCUGGUGCGAGAGCUGUGGAUGGUGGUGCAGUACUUCUUAGCUGCGUCGCUCUCCUUGCCGCCCAACACGCAUCACCACUCGGUUCGCCUGCUGACCUUGGUCUCUGCCCUCGCGCUGCUGGACGCCAUCGUGCGCCGGAACCCUCCACAUUCCCAGCAUGACCUGAGCCGCGUCUACAGCGGCGCGCUGCGCCCGGAACAGAAGGUCGGCGCCUUCGCGGUGGCGGCGCCGCCGCUGGCAGAGAGCAGCGAGGACCCGGUGACGUUUUUUGAUCGGUUUAUGGUUUAA
Durusdinium trenchii is the source of this 318-nucleotide messenger RNA. Lineage: Eukaryota; Dinophyceae; Suessiales; Symbiodiniaceae. The record is from the annotation of a GenBank genome assembly.